Pantherophis guttatus is the source of this 2163-nucleotide messenger RNA. It is a transcript of the gene CHST9, whose product is annotated as carbohydrate sulfotransferase 9. Gene Ontology annotation, molecular function: sulfotransferase activity. Gene Ontology annotation, biological process: carbohydrate biosynthetic process; proteoglycan biosynthetic process. The record is from RefSeq and is a predicted model, not a curated record. Lineage: Eukaryota; Metazoa; Chordata; Lepidosauria; Squamata; Colubridae. Gene Ontology annotation, cellular component: membrane.
GAAGCAGGCAGGCUGGGGAAGUUGCACCUCGUCGCGGGAGGCGAGCGCUCCGCCACAGAAGCCUCUUUCCUGAUCGGGAGUUGGGAACCUCCGCCGCGCUCCCCCUGCGAAGGAACCGCGGGGCGCCUACCGGAGCGGGCGUGUGAGACCUGGCCUUUGGUCGCCGGUCCAAGUCCCUGCUGAAGUGCUCUUAGGAUGAGAUCAUAUUUUCUAGAAAAACCAGAGGAGAAAAAAAUAUGCAGAAUUUCUGAAAAGUGAGCUAUGCCCUCUUCUGGAGUUGUUCAAAAGUAGGGCCAUGAAUCUGAAACUAAUAUAUGUAUCUGUACUGGCGUUUGGAGUAGCAGGUCUAAUUGUCUUCACAUAUCUGCAAAGCUGCAUUGAAGAUCAACGUACAGGAUCUGAAGAAAAAAUGCAACUGCAGAUGAUUAAUCAGCAGGAUUUUGGAAGCUAUUCUACUGAGGAAUCUGAAAAAGCAAAAGAAAAUUGGAUUGCAGGAAAGUAUUUUCACAAAGACAGUAAAGCUUUGAUUGAGAGUGAAGGUUAUCAGGAGCCCAAUCAUUUUGAGAACAGAACAGAAGAUUCUUUGACUACUAAUUUUUCUGAAGACCCAAAGAAGGUUCUUAAACAGCUCAGAGGAAUGAAUUUUUCUUCCAACAAGCAUUAUUUAAAUAAAUUCUUUAAUAGGAACAAUAACUGGAAAGUGACCAAUGAGAUACAAGAGAGGCGGAAAUUUCUUCUUCGUGAUAUUUGCCAAAAAUACGUUAAAAAAACCCAAAUUCCUCUUGUGCACAUGGUCUCUAGAAUAUAUGUGGAAGAUAAAUACAAGGUCUUGUAUUGUGAGGUUCCUAAAGCAGGCUGUUCCAAUUGGAAAAGGAUUCUGAUGAUACUUGGUGGUCUCGCAAAUUCUGCUGCUAAUAUUUCCCAUAAUAGCGUACACUAUGGAGGUAAUCUGAAUAAACUAGAUAGUUAUAAUUUAACAGAGAUACAGAAGCGUUUAAAAACAUAUACUAAAAUUAUAUUUGUCCGUGAUCCAAUGGAAAGGUUGGUGUCUGCUUUUCGGGAUAAGUUUGAACAUCCAAACAUUUAUUACCAUCCUGUAUUUGGGAAGGCAAUUAUUAAGAAAUACAGACCUAAUGCAGAUAAAAAGGCAUUGACAACUGGCUCAGGAGUGAAAUUUAAAGAAUUUAUACAAUAUCUAUUAGAUCCCUAUCGGCCAUUAGGUAUGGAUAUACAUUGGGAGCAAAUCAACAAACUGUGUUAUCCUUGUGAUAUCGAUUAUAAUUUCAUUGGCAAAUUUGAAACUCUGGAAAAAGACGCCAAUUAUAUUUUGAAACUGAUAAAUGCUCCAGAUGAGGUCCAAUUCCCUCAUUUCAAAGACAGACACUCCACAGACAAAAGAACCAAUUCAGAAGUUAUAAGGAAAUACUUGUCAGAAAUUCCUGCUGCAGAGAGGCUGCAGGUUUAUGGCUUUUAUUACCUGGAUUAUCUAAUGUUUAACUAUACUAUACCAUAUAAGGCAUUCCAAUCUGAUUUAAUGCAUAAUCAGCCUUACCUAUAACUUAUGAAGAAAAGUAUAUUUUUUUAAAAUGGAGAAGCUUUUGAUUUGUUAAAAUUUUCAUAAAUGUAAGUGCCUAAAAUUUAAGAAAUAACGUAUUACACUGUGAUGUCUGGGAAUAAUAAUUUCAUAUUAGAAAAUUAUAGAAUAUAAUGCAAUAUAAUUAAGAUAAGAGAUAUUAAAACAAUUGUAUUUUAUUUAUAUCCACUGCUGCAAAUGCAUUUUUCUACAUUCCAGGGAACAGCACUUAAAAGCUGGAUUUAUAAAUCUGAGAUAAGUUUUUUUUAUUAUCAACGGAUAGUGCUUGGAAAUAAUAUAUACUCCAACUACUGAUUUUCCUACUGUUUUUUUUUAUUAUUAUUAUUAUUGGCCAGAAUUGUAGAUAAAAGCACACUAAAAGUAAAAAUAAAUAGUAAAUAGUUUACUAGAUAAUAAAAUACCUACCUUCACUACUGUAAUAUCAACUAUAAGACAAACAAUUCUUCAUUGUACACCUCACAUGGUGAUUUUGACAAUUUAAACAUACCUUUAUAUACAUCUUUAAUUACAUCUUUAAAUGCAUCUUUAUUAAAUACACCUUUAAAUAUUAAAUACAUCUUUAAAUACAC